This is a messenger RNA of Fragaria vesca subsp. vesca, 1047 nucleotides long. Its product is annotated as 39S ribosomal protein L28, mitochondrial-like. Gene Ontology annotation, cellular component: mitochondrial large ribosomal subunit. Gene Ontology annotation, molecular function: structural constituent of ribosome. The record is from RefSeq and is a predicted model, not a curated record. Bases 93 to 758 code for a protein of 221 amino acids. NCBI's taxonomy places the organism in Eukaryota, Viridiplantae, Streptophyta, Magnoliopsida, Rosales, Rosaceae. The transcript has 2 exons.
AACGCACCGUAUGCUAUAUCAGAGUCUGAAAAUGAAGUGAAGCCUCAAAAUCUCAGAGCUGCAAAACCCUAGGUUUAUCGAAGAAGGUGAGAAUGGCGCUGAGAGCGAAGGAGAUGAUGAGGAGCGUGAUGAAGAAAGUGGGAGACAAAAACCUAAACCCGCGAUUGAAGCAGGAGCUCAAGAAGAACCGAUUACCCGACCCGAAAAUCGUAAUGGGUCGAGCCCAACGUGGUAUCUUCGCCGGCCGCCACAUCCAAUUCGGCAAUAACGUCAGCGAAGACGGCGGCAACAAGACGAGGAGGCAUUGGAAGCCAAAUGUGCAGGAGAAGCGGCUCUUCAGUUACAUCCUAGACCGCCAGAUUCGAGUCAAAGUCACCACCCACGCAUUGCGUUGCAUAGACAAGGCAGGAGGGAUUGAUGAGUAUUUUCUGAAAACUCCUUACCACAAGAUGGACACUGAAAUGGGGCUUGUCUGGAAAGCCAAAAUUGAAAAGCUUUAUGAAGAGGUUGGGCAGACAGGGGGAUAUGCUUUCCUACAACCUAAAGAUGAAUCCAAGGUUGAACAGGAGUUUAAAGAACUGAAACUAGAUGAGAGGGAGGUCAAGAGACAGAUGUAUGGUUGGUCGAAGAAAUUAAAACAGAUUGAAGAACGGAAAGAAAACCAGAUCAGUGAUAAAGAAGCUCAUGAGGAAGGUGCAGGAAUAAGUGAAGGAAGCUGUCAUGUUGAGGUUCAUGAGCAGAUGGUUGCAAACUCCUGAGUUGAAAUCUUGUACCAGCUUUUGGGAUGUUCUCAUUUUUGUCAGCCAGACCCAUUUCCGGAAUUUUAACUCAGGAAUUUCAGGGUAAUUCAAUUCUAGCCAUAGCCAGCUGAUAAAGCAGAAAUUUUUGAUCUAUUCUGAUUGUGAAAAUUCAGUUCCUUGGGGUUUUAUAUACAAUUUUGUAUCAAAUAAUUAUUAUACUAUGCUUUCGAAUUUUGAUGAGCCCGCAAUAGACAUUUAGCUGCCACUUAGUCGAUGAAACAGAAAUAACAUGUAUUCGCUUGCCCAC